This is a messenger RNA of Dermatophagoides pteronyssinus (European house dust mite), 866 nucleotides long. RefSeq lists its product as uncharacterized. Lineage: Eukaryota; Metazoa; Arthropoda; Arachnida; Sarcoptiformes; Pyroglyphidae. The record is from RefSeq and is a predicted model, not a curated record.
GCAUUCCUCAAAUCAAUAUCAGAAUUCAAAUAAUUCAUACCAACAACAACAACAACAACAGCAUACAUCAAUGCCUCAACAGCCUAUAAUUGGCACUAAUCGUUAUGGUCUCGAAGCUGGUUCUACAGUCAAACAAGAACCAUUAGAUACAGAAGAUUUCUCAACAAAUAUUUGUAAUAAUAGUCAACAAUCAACAACAGCCACAGCAACAACAACAACAAAUAAUAAUAAUAAUAAUAUUUUUAUUUCAAGCUCAUUUGGUCAUACAAAUAAUUAUAUAAAUGAUACUCGUUUAACAAAUACAAAUAAUAAUGGUAAUAAUACAAGAUUAUCAUCAAUUGAAUUAGGUGAUAAUUCAAAUCAAUCAAUAACACAAAGAUCACAACAUCAACAACAACAUCAUCAUAUGAUUUUUGGUAUGAAUCCAUCAACAACAACAGCAACACAUUCUGGACGUAAUAAUAAUCAUAAUCAUAAUAAUCGUAAUAAUAAUAAUAAUAAUAAAAAUCAUUCUAAAAAACAUGUUGAUAAAGGAUCGGAUGAAUAUAAAAAACGACGUGAACGUAAUAAUAUUGCUGUUAGAAAAAGUCGUGAAAAAGCUAAAGUUCGUAGCCGAGAAACGGAAAAAAAAGUAUCACAAUUAGCCGGUGAAAAUGAACAGUUAAGGAAAAAAGUUGAUUCACUUAAUAAAGAAUUGAAUGCAUUGAAAAGUUUAUUUGCAAAUGUUGGUAUACCACCGGAAAGUGUUGAUUCAGAAAUUGAAAAAGGAUUACAAAUGGAAUCACAACAACAUAUGCAUUCAACAAAUUUUCAAUCUAUGUAAAAUUUAUUUAGACAACAAAAAAAAAAUUAUUAAUUAUUAAUUU